AUGGCGAGUUUCGCAGCUCCGGUAUCCUCCAUGGAUGCAGCUGCAGCCCUUUGCCUUGUGCUUAUUCUAGCAACCACGACUUCCUCUCCUGUCUAUGGGCAACAACCCAGCAACGGUGGGUGCAUCACAGAGGAGAGGGACGCACUGCUGUCUUUCAGAGCUGGCAUCAGAAGCGAUCCACAGAACCUCUUUUCCUCUUGGAAUGGCCCAGAUUGCUGCCAGUGGAGCGGUGUCAGGUGCAGCAACAGGACAGGUCAUGUCGUCAAGCUUGACGUCCGCAACGAUCUCUUCUUUGACGAUAUCUAUCAUAGCUGGUAUAGUGAAAAUCCUCAUGGGAUGCGUGGGAACAUAAGUUCUUCCUUAGUUGCUUUGCAUCAUUUGGAGUAUCUAGAUCUGAGUGGGAACUAUCUCGGUGGAGUGGAUGUGCCCAUACCCGGAUUCUUGGGCUCCCUCCAAAGCUUGAGAUAUCUCAACCUCUCCUGCAUGGAUUUUCAUGGUAAAGUGCCUCCUCAACUUGGUAACUUGUCCAGACUGCUAUAUCUUGACCUCAACAACAACUGGAAUCAUAAUUCUUAUGGCAUGAUGUUGCACAUCGAGGAUAUCUCAUGGUUGUUGCGUCUCGCUUUGCUAAGGUUUCUCGACUUGACUAGUGUGAAUCUUAGUGCCAUUGGCAAUUGGGUUCAAGUGGUUAACAUGCUAUACAAUCUAAGAGUCCUUCGUCUCCGUCGUUGUGGACUUGUUUUUCCACAGAUACCUACUGUGCAUUCUAACCUCACAUCACUUCAGAUUCUUGAUCUAAGUGAUACUGGGUUUCAUACCAUCAAUCCAACCUACUGGUUCUGGGAUGUUGGCACCAUCAGGCAUCUUGACCUUGCGAAUAAUGAAAUUGCUGAAGCAUUUCCAGAUGCCAUGGGAAAUAUGACUUCGCUUGAGGUACUUUGUCUUGGAGGCAAUCAUCUCACCAGUAUAAAGCCUGAAGUACUGGGAAACCUGUGCAAUUUGAGAGUGCUAACACUCUGGUCAAAUCUGAUCAAUCAAGACAUUUCACAUUUUUUACAGGGGUUGCCUCACUGUGCAUGGAGUAAGAUGGAGUUGUUAGACAUGUCUUGCACGAAUGUCGCCGGGGAAAUUCCAAGGUGGAUAAAUCAGUGGACUGAUUUGAGCACUCUUCAACUCUCCUCCAAUAGGCUUGAAGGAUCAGUGCCUUCAGAAAUUGGUACGCUUGGCAAACUCAGACAGUUGUAUCUAGACGGCAACUAUUUGAACGGUUCUGUAUCAGAGGAACAUCUUGAUACUUUAGUCAAUUUGGAGGAAUUGGACUUGUCUUACAACUCCCUACACCUGAUGAUCAGCUCAAAUUGGAUCCCCCCCUUUAAAUUGCGCCGGGCAUAUUUCCCACGUUGCAAAAUGGGACCUCAUUUUCCUCUAUGGCUAAAAGGGCAGAAGGGUGUUGUUUUUCUUGACAUCAGAAAUAAGCGGCAGGUUGCCAAGGACACUUGA
This is a messenger RNA of Triticum turgidum subsp. durum (durum wheat), 1500 nucleotides long. The record is from the annotation of a GenBank genome assembly. NCBI's taxonomy places the organism in Eukaryota, Viridiplantae, Streptophyta, Magnoliopsida, Poales, Poaceae.